Molecule: messenger RNA, 1010 nt
Organism: Gavialis gangeticus (Gharial)
Lineage: Eukaryota; Metazoa; Chordata; Crocodylia; Gavialidae
Gene: GCHFR
Product: GTP cyclohydrolase I feedback regulator
Exons: 3
Coding region: 72-401 (109 amino acids)
Biological process (GO): negative regulation of biosynthetic process
Cellular component (GO): cytoplasm; nucleus
Molecular function (GO): GTP cyclohydrolase binding
Source: RefSeq, a predicted model, not a curated record
GGCGGGAGCACGUCAUGUGCGCGGCGGCAGCAGGGCAGCGGCAGUGGCAGUAGGUGUGGGCCGCCGCGGCCAUGCCCUACGUCCUCAUCAGCACGCAGAUCCGCAUGGAGGUUGGCCCCACGAUGGUGGGAGAUGAGCAUUCUGAUCUGGCUCUGAUGAACUAUCUGGGAGCCACUAAGAGGAACAUGCUGGGGAACCAUUUCUGGGAGUAUUAUGUAAAUGAUGCACCCCGGAUCGUGUUGGACAAGCUGGAGAACUAUGGCUAUCGAGUGGUCAGCAUGACUGGGGUGGGGCAGACACUGGUCUGGUGUCUGCAUAAAGAAGACAACAAAGUUCCAUCGGGGCAAGACAUCAAUGUUGAUCCCGUAAAAUUACAGCCUAGAAGUGAGCUUCCCCAGUGAGAAUCUCCUCUAUGUCCCAGUUUCCAGCCACGCUCAGGGGAAGUGCUGCAUAGUCAAAACUUCACAUAAUGGAAAACUGCCAUCAAUGCCAUUACAUGAGUCCCAAGGAGAGGUAGGUUUGCCCAUUCAGUUCUGAGGAUAAGUCAUACAUGGAGAAUGAAUGGCCCCAAACUGCAUCAGUCUCGGUGGUACUCUGGAACACGUUUACAGUGUUAAUCUUGUCCUAUGCAAGUGUUUGAGUGAGGUCAAGUCCUGACUUUGUCUCUGUGGAGCAUGGAGUACUAAGCUUCUUGCUUAGGAGACCACGCAUAGGGGUGGGCCAAGCAUGGGCCACUUGUUACACAGUCCCCGGAACAGUCAAAACAAGAGGCCAAACAAUACCCCUGUUGCUGCUGUUUGAGGAAAACCUCUCCUUGGGCAUGUCCCCCCCACUCCUAAGAUUAAGGUUAGGGAUGCACCGAUAAAGAUUUUCUCGGCUGAUACCGAUAGCCGAUGAUUAACUAACCGUAUCAGCUGAUGCUGAUCUGAUAAUCAAUCUUUAGUAACAGUGAAAGCCAUUUUAAACUACUGACAUAAAUGCAAAAACAAAAAAAAGGUUUAUUUAACACA